AUGACGAUCGGUGCGUUCGGUGAAAUGGAAGAGCAAAAAGGUAGAAGGGGCGCCACAGAAAAUUCUGUAUCCAAAUUCGAAACAUAUUUUAAAAAUGCUUCUGAUAUGGCAGCUCUUGCUGGUGAGGAAAUCAGAAUACCUCGUUUAUGUGGACGUCAAACAACACGAUGUAAUAUUCAAACGACUGAUCCAAUAGAAUGGUAUAGGAUAACCAUUUUUUUACCUUUUAUUGAUCAUUUAAUUUCCGAACUAAAAUUAAGGUUCAAUGAAAAGUUAAGUGAAGUAAUGCCUUUAGAAGGAUUGAUUCCUACACAUAUUGAUAAAUAUGAUGAAUCAAAUAUUAUUAAAGCUGCGAUGAUAUAUAGUGAAGAUUGGUCAGGUCAAAAAUUGGAUAUACAAUCAGAAAUAUCAAUCUGGAAGAAAAAGUGGCACAAUAUUCAAACUAUGAAACCCGAUACGGUGAUCGAAACAUUAAAACACUGUGAUGAAUUUUUUCCUAUCAUUAAAACAUUAUUACAUUUAUUGGCUACCAUACCAGUUACUACAGCUAGUGCAGAAAGAAGUUUCUCUUCAUUAAGACGCCUAAAAAAUUAUUUGAGGUCAACCAUGGGACAGGAGCGUUUAAACGGUUUAGCUAUUUUAAACAUUCAUAAAAACAUACCUAUAAAUAUUGAUGAAGUAAUUAAUAUAUUUUCAAGAUCAUCUAGAAGAAUAAAAACGGAGGAUUGGUCAAUUUAA
Messenger RNA from Macrosiphum euphorbiae (potato aphid), 738 nucleotides. The record is from the annotation of a GenBank genome assembly. NCBI's taxonomy places the organism in Eukaryota, Metazoa, Arthropoda, Insecta, Hemiptera, Aphididae.